Arabis nemorensis is the source of this 855-nucleotide messenger RNA. The record is from the annotation of a GenBank genome assembly. Lineage: Eukaryota; Viridiplantae; Streptophyta; Magnoliopsida; Brassicales; Brassicaceae.
AUGGCGGCUUUUGCGACCAAACAAUCUCUGUUGUUGUUGUCUCUUCUGCUCUUGAUCGGCCUAUCCACGGGAAGUUUCUACAACAACUUCGAUAUCACUUGGGGAGAUGGUCGUGCCAACAUAUUCGAGAGUGGACAGCUCUUGACUUGCACUCUCGACAAGAUCUCUGGUUCGGGUUUUCAAUCGAAGAAAGAGUAUUUGUUCGGAAAGAUCGAUAUGAAAAUGAAACUUGUCGCCGGGAACUCAGCCGGGACCGUCACUGCUUACUAUCUUUCUUCGAAAGGAGAGAAAUGGGACGAGAUCGAUUUCGAGUUCUUAGGUAAUGUUACCGGACAGCCUUAUGUUCUUCAUACAAAUGUGUUUACCGGAGGCAUAGGUAACCGCGAGAUGCAGUUCUAUCUAUGGUUCGAUCCCACUGCGGAUUUCCACACUUACACCGUCCACUGGAACCCUCUCAACAUCAUCUAUCUAGUCGAUGGAAUCCCAAUCCGGGUGUUCAAGAACAAUGAGGCUAAAGGCGUGGCUUACCCAAAGAGCCAGCCGAUGAAGAUCUACUCGAGUCUAUGGGAAGCUGAUGAUUGGGCCACACAAGGCGGUCGAGUCAAGACCGAUUGGACUAAUGCUCCAUUCAGCGCUUCCUACAGGAGUUUCAGCGAUGUGGAUUGUUGUAGCCGGACCUCGAUAUGGAAUUGGGUUACGUGCAAUGCGAACAGCAACUCGUGGAUGUGGACUACGCUUAGCUCCAGUCAGCUUGGACAAAUGAAGUGGUUCCAAGAUGAAUACAUGAUCUAUAACUAUUGUACGGAUUUCAAGAGGUUCCCUCAAGGUUUGCCUGCAGAAUGCAACCUCGGCUGA